AAACUUCAUUCAUAGAACACGAGGGGAGGGAGACGAGGGGCAUCCAUAAAUCGGGCACCAGAUGUCGGACCGGUCCGGGUCGGGCCUGACUCGACCGGAGGUUCGUUAGCAGCUGAACCCAUGGAUAUAUCUCUCUCUCUCGAGCAAUCCGAGAUCCAAAUUCCGGAAAACCAAGCCAGGAUGCAUUUGGUUCGCAAACUGAGCCUGGCGCAGACUCCUCCGCCACUUCUUCAGCUGCUGCGCUUCUACUGCGCCAUCCCUCCUCCUCAGUCCAAUUCCAAACUAUUCGUUGCAGGUCUUUCAUGGUCGGUGGAUGAGAAGUCGUUAAAAGAUGCUUUCUCUUCUUUUGGUGAGGUCACUGAAGUUAGGAUAAUGUAUGACAAGAACACUGGAAGGGCAAGAGGCUUUGGGUUUGUCAAUUUUUCCACGGAACAUGAAGCUAAAUGUGCCAAAGAUGCCAUGGAUGGAAAGGCAUUAUUAGGCCGACCUUUGAGGAUAAGCUUUGCUCUCGAAAAGGUUCGUGGUGGACCAGUAGUAGUUCCUCGGGUUUCCAUGGCAAAUGAGUCCACUAAUUAGAAAAUGUUGACUCUACAGUCAGCAAAACAUUUUUGCUGCUUUGGUAUUCUCCUCAUAUAUAGCUUGCAAGGAGAAAUAUGAAGUCAAGCAAUGGUUUGGACGGCCAAUAUCACUACAAUGGUUGUAAAAUUCUUAUCCAUAACAGUGAAAGACAUUUCUGAGUGACUUUUUGUCAUAAAAGAGAGUUGACUCAAUUUCUGCUUUUCUUAUUUCAACUAA
Messenger RNA from Elaeis guineensis (African oil palm), 795 nucleotides. RefSeq names its product glycine-rich RNA-binding protein 4, mitochondrial. The record is from RefSeq and is a predicted model, not a curated record. Gene Ontology annotation, molecular function: RNA binding. Lineage: Eukaryota; Viridiplantae; Streptophyta; Magnoliopsida; Arecales; Arecaceae.